AUGGAUAUUGUACGCUGGGGACUCUAUGGUAAUAUCUACACAGAGACAUAUUAACACUUAUCAGAUGGUGGACCAAAUUGUUAUAAUGAUAUGACCAACACCUUUCGUAUUUCAAUCUCAACAAUUUCUGCAAUAAUUUGCAUUCUAGUGAUGUGUAAAAAUUUGUUCAAAUAAAGAAAAAUGUUGGGCAAAAAUAAAAACAUCUUAGGAAUUGUCAAGAGCUAUAGGAAAGAAACCUAAUAUUUUUGAGUAUAUAGUUGGAUUGGCAUGUUGGGGAACAUUUGCUGUUUAAACUGGAUAUAAAUUAUAUACAGGAAGGGGUAUAUGUGAGAAUAAGACAAUUACAUAGGUGUGUUUAUGAAUAAUCCAUGUCAUAUAGUGUUAUUGAUGUAAGGAUAUGUGUUAUUGACUAAAAAGCAUAAAUUUAGUGCUGUGAUUUUUAUAUGUCAAUUAAGAUGGCUAUAUGGAGUAUUUGCAGUAUUGAAUUAUUCUCUAAACUAUAGGCAUUGAAAUUUCCAGUUACUACAGGUAUGGAAUUACCAUUAGAAGUUGAAUUCUUUUGGAUAGAACAUCUUCUUGGAGCUUUUGCAGGUCCCUUAGCAUUAACAUUAAGUGGAAGAUUUUUCUUUUUUGAAUAUAAAACAUUCUUUGUUCAUUAAAUGUUUGGAUGGGAUUCUCAUGUACUUUAUUAGAGAGUAAGAAUAAUAUUAAAGUGUAGAUUUAUAUGUUACCAAUAUCAUUGAUGACUUGGGCUAAUUUAAAUUAUAUGCUUUGUAGACCAGAUCAUGAUCCAUUUGUUCCUUACAUAGGAAAUUGGUAUUAUGUAUUUUCAGAGAUAUACUUAAACUUGGUUAGUAUAAUAGCAUUUACAAUUGUAUUUACAUUAACAUGGAUUUUAAGAAAAAUCAUAAGAUAUAAAGAAAAAUAAGAUUGA
Molecule: messenger RNA, 934 nt
Organism: Paramecium primaurelia
Lineage: Eukaryota; Ciliophora; Oligohymenophorea; Peniculida; Parameciidae
Source: the annotation of a GenBank genome assembly